Pleuronectes platessa (European plaice) is the source of this 1865-nucleotide messenger RNA. RefSeq names its product casein kinase 2, beta polypeptide (gene csnk2b). The record is from RefSeq and is a predicted model, not a curated record. Gene Ontology annotation, cellular component: cytoplasm; protein kinase CK2 complex. Gene Ontology annotation, molecular function: protein kinase regulator activity. The transcript is spliced from 7 exons. NCBI's taxonomy places the organism in Eukaryota, Metazoa, Chordata, Actinopteri, Pleuronectiformes, Pleuronectidae. The coding region runs from base 154 to 801 and encodes 215 amino acids.
GGUACCCUGCAGCCGAGCGACUCGGCGAAGGAAGAGGAAGAAGCUGCGGGGUGAACCGGGGCUGGAGUCCAUUUUAUUUACACCGGUGAAGCUGCUACAUUUUCAUCUGUCGGGGUUUUCUGGAGCUCACAAGUUAAAAGUCGGUUUCCAGACAUGAGCAGUUCAGAGGAAGUGUCAUGGAUCUCCUGGUUCUGUGGACUGAGGGGGAAUGAAUUUUUCUGUGAGGUGGAUGAGGACUACAUCCAGGACAAGUUCAACCUGACAGGGCUCAAUGAGCAGGUUCCUCACUAUCGCCAGGCCCUGGACAUGAUCCUGGACCUCGAACCAGACGAGGAGCUGGAGGACAAUCCCAACCAGAGUGACCUGAUCGAGCAGGCAGCAGAGAUGCUGUAUGGCCUCAUCCACGCACGCUACAUCCUCACAAACCGAGGCAUCGCACAGAUGUUGGAGAAGUAUCAGCAGGGAGACUUUGGCUAUUGCCCUCGUGUUUACUGUGAGAAUCAGCCCAUGCUUCCUAUUGGUCUGUCGGAUAUCCCAGGUGAGGCCAUGGUGAAGCUGUACUGCCCUAAAUGCAUGGAUGUCUACACACCUAAAUCCUCCAGGCACCACCACACAGAUGGAGCUUAUUUUGGCACCGGCUUCCCCCACAUGCUCUUCAUGGUUCACCCUGAGUACAGGCCGAAGAGGCCCGCCAACCAGUUUGUCCCCAGGCUCUACGGCUUCAAGAUCCACCCCAUGGCCUAUCAGCUGCAGCUGCAAGCCGCCUCCAGUUUUAAGAGCCCCGUCAAGGCCAUCCGCUAGAGUGUCAACGACAGAGGAGGAGGAGGAGGAGGAGGAGGAGGAAGAGGAGGAAACUUCACAGAGGAAGAGGGAGAUGACAGCAAAGAAUAAUCGUCCGAAGAGCAGGGGGGGCACCUGUAUUUUAGAGCUCUUCAGAUGGCCCCUCCCCACCCUGAAGACUGUAUUAUUUUGGUUUAGAUUAGGGCAAAUGAAAACAAAGUGUAAAGAUUUUUUUGAGUGUGAGCGAGACAUAAACAACGCACAGCUACGAUCAUAAUCACAAAUACACACAUCCACAUACACGAACAUGUAAGAAAAGAAAUACAACCACACACCUGGGAUUCCAUACACGUACCUUUCCAAACUCAGCAGUGCCAAAACAGGAGGUGAAGUAAGAUGAAGCUGAACAGUUCAGGGGCUCCAUGUCGCUGCACCCCCAUCACUCACUCUACAGCACACUGAGGAGAAAACGAUAGAAUUGAUCAGUGGGUGGCUCUGCAGGGAACUUCUCCCUGUUGAAGAGGUUUUUGUGUUCUGGGCUUUUUGACAGAAAGCUGCAAAAGUGCAAUGGCUGAGUCGGUUUUCACCUCUGACUCUGUUUUGUGUUUUUUUUCUGUAUUUGGCACAGUUUGGUAAAGGGUGGUGGUAGUGGUAAACCCUCUGUCAUUCAAAGCCUCCUCCCCAGUAGUCCCCCGAUGCAUGUACACUCAGGCGGGCUCUCCCACAGACAGUUUGGAUCGUGCUACCGGGUGUUUUUCUCUCAGAAGGUCGUUUGUGAAAUUUGAUUUGUCUGAUGUUUUGUGGUGUUGGUGCACAAAACAUUGUUAAAUUUGCCUUAAGGUGCAGAGAAAACACCCGGAUUGUUUUAGCUUUACCAGAGGCACAAGCAAGUUUUUAAUCUGCUCUGCUGUCAGAGGAGUUGAAGUAGAUUUAGCAAAUAUGAUUUUCUGAAUAGUAAUAAUCAUUUCUCCAGCUGUCUUUACGCGUGUCAAACAACUGUCUGUAUCGUUACCGAAGUGUGAAUAUAACCUGCGGUGAAGUUGUUUUUCGAGAAUUGCCGGUGUUUGCAUCGUUCCCCUCCCUCC